Prorocentrum cordatum is the source of this 399-nucleotide messenger RNA. The record is from the annotation of a GenBank genome assembly. Lineage: Eukaryota; Dinophyceae; Prorocentrales; Prorocentraceae.
AUGACGCUCCACGGGCGGAACCUCGCGCACCACAGGCGGAGUGUCGCGCGCCACGCGGUGAUCUCCGCGAUCAAUUUUCGGGCCAUCGCGUUCGCGCAGGAAGAUGAGUGCGCCGUGCUCUUCGCGAAGCUCGUGUCCUGGGCCUUCGUGAUCGGCGACGCUCGCGCGGACCCCGCUGUUUUCGCGCUCUCCUUCCUCGACGCCGGUGCGCGGUGCCACGCGAAGCCGAUGGGCGAUUUUAAGAUCGAGAUGGAUAUCGACGCCAAGCUCCAGUUCAAGGAGCUCGCCGAUGCCCUCUCUGCUCGCACCGACGCCGUGCUCUCGGCCGUCUGCAAAAGGUGCGACCCUAUGCUCACCGACAAGGACACCCUCAUCCAGAAAGUGGGGGGCCACAUGUGA